UGUGUUGGGAGAGUGGAGGUCCUUCAUGAUGGACAGUGGGGAACAGUGUGUCAUCAUAGCUGGGAUAUGAGAGAAGCUGCGGUGGUGUGUAGAGAGCUGCACUGUGGGGAGCCUGUAAAUGUGCGGUAUGCUGCUCACUUUGGACGGGGAUCAGGAACAAUCUGGAUGAAUGGUGUGGACUGUAGUGGAUCAGAGACGACACUGAAGAACUGUAGCUCAGCAGGGUUGGGGAAUAAUAACUGUGAUCAUGGUGGUGAUGCUGGAGUCACCUGCUCAGGUCAGAAUUUGAGACUCACUGCUGGUCCUCACCGGUGCUCUGGGAGAGUGGAGGUGUUUCAUGGAGGUUCCUGGUCCACAGUGUGUGAUGCUGACUUUGACCAGCAGGAUGCAGAGGUUGUGUGUCGAGAGCUGGGCUGUGGGAUUCCUGUGGAGGUUCUGGGAUCAGCUGGUUUUGGCCGAGGGGAGGGUCAGGUGUGGACAGAGGAGCUUCAGUGUAGAGGAAAUGAAUCUGAGAUUUACUUCUGUCCAACAUCAUCUUCACUCAAACACUCAACCUGCUCCCAUUACAACGAUGUGGGAUUAAUAUGUUCUGGUGAAGUAUCAUGAUUUAACUUCUGUUUAAAUAGAGAACACAUACCUGUCAAUCAAACUUUAAGGUGUCUUUGUUA
Messenger RNA from Ictalurus furcatus (blue catfish), 668 nucleotides. Its product is annotated as putative DMBT1-like protein. Lineage: Eukaryota; Metazoa; Chordata; Actinopteri; Siluriformes; Ictaluridae. The record is from RefSeq and is a predicted model, not a curated record. Gene Ontology annotation, cellular component: membrane. Bases 67 to 606 code for a protein of 179 amino acids. The transcript has 2 exons.